This is a messenger RNA of Oryzias melastigma (Indian medaka), 1363 nucleotides long. RefSeq names its product activating transcription factor 3 (gene atf3). Gene Ontology annotation, cellular component: nucleus. Gene Ontology annotation, molecular function: RNA polymerase II cis-regulatory region sequence-specific DNA binding; DNA-binding transcription factor activity, RNA polymerase II-specific. The record is from RefSeq and is a predicted model, not a curated record. NCBI's taxonomy places the organism in Eukaryota, Metazoa, Chordata, Actinopteri, Beloniformes, Adrianichthyidae. Gene Ontology annotation, biological process: regulation of transcription by RNA polymerase II. The transcript has 4 exons. Bases 122 to 733 code for a protein of 203 amino acids.
CCCCGGAGUUCCUAUAACUGGGUGAUGCAACGGGAGAGACCGAAGCGCAACUCAGAGCGGCGGAGCGGAGCGAUCGCGUCCAAGUUCGAUCCGAAGCCGGAACCAGAACUCUCACAGGAUUAUGCUGCAGCAUCUGGGGCCCUCGCUGGCUGACAUCAGCUGCUCAGCCCUGGUCCCCUGCCUGUCCCCCCCAGGAACCCUCACCCUGGAGGACUUCACCAACUUCACCCCCAUCGUGAAAGAGGAGCUCCGUCAGGUCAUCCAUAGCAAGCGACUGUCCAGCGGGCUCAGUGUGGACGCCAGCUCCGACAGCACCAGCUCCGCCUCCACCCAUGACACAGGGGUCAAGAGAGAGCUGACGCUAGAGGAGCACGAGAGGAAGAAGAGGAGGCGGGAGAGGAAUAAGAUCGCUGCUGCCAAAUGUCGCAACAAAAAGAAGGAGAAGACUGAAGGACUGCAGAAGGAGUCAGAGAAGCUGGAAAGCAUCAAUGCCGACCUGAAGGCUCAGAUCGAGGAGCUCAAGCAGCAGAAGCAGCAGCUGGUCUACAUGCUGAACCUGCACCGCCCCACCUGCAUCGUCCGGGCCCAGGAGGGCCAAACCCCCGAGGACGAGAGGAACCUCUUCCUGCAGCACAUCAAGGAGAGCAGCUUCCAGCUCCACAGCCUCACCUCCACUGCAGAGGCCUCGCCGGACGAGGGCCAGCUGACCCUCGACCACGUCUGCUGUCUAUGACUGAGCAGAGGCCGCCCCCUACUGACAUCAGAGACUCGCUGAGUGUUCGCCGGACCUGAAAGACUGAGGACGACACUCGGCUCACACAAAAAUCUGACUCUGCACUGAGGGUUGAGAGGGAGGGGAACGCCUAUCAUGCAAUGUCUUUUUAGUUUUUUUAUGGUGAUGUUAAUGCAUGUGGCACUGAAGUCAAAUUUCAGCACUUUUUUUCUGUUGGCCCAGAGCACCAGUGCUAACCUGUUCUGAGCACCAAAGUGAUCACAAUGAUUGAAUGACUGCUGUACGAUCAGAUGUUCCCAAACAAACCCGAUCUCUGUCCAGCGUGAGAAGAGAGAUCAAACUUGCUGCUAACCUUCACUUAUUGUUUCAAGUUUGUUUGUUGUUUCACUUGAUCUAGUUAUCCGUCACUGACCGAGUCGUGGUUACCAGCAACAGCAACAACCCUUAUGUCUUUUUUGUGAAAAUGUUUCCAUUUUUGUUAUUUUAGAACGGUGUUUUUUGAAGACCCUUUUGUGUGUUUUGCUGCAGGAGAAGCCUCAGAUACCUCCUUUGAUUGUAUUUAUUGACUGAAGACAUCACGCUGGAUGUUGGAAGUGCUCAGUCACCAUCAAAUACACGAUUUUUAACUAA